UGAGCAUGUACAUAACCAAUAAUAUUGAAAAGAAUUCAGAUUCUUUUUAUUUUUGUUUUUAAAAUUUCCAAAACAAAGUAUGUAAAUUAUAAAUUUUUUUAAUUAAAAAUUGGAUUGUGUAUACGUUUGUCUGGUGUAUCUAAUGUUUUUUCUUAGAAGAGCUGUGAUUGACAUCGGCCGAAAAUCCGUUGGAUAUGAUUUUCGAUUGUAUUGUAAUGCAUCAAAACAAUUUAAAAAUCAAGGUGGCCGAUCAGAUGGUGCAAAAAGUUCAUUUGAAAAUGAUGAAAACAAAAGUGAAAAUAAGGAAGAAGAUGCAGACAAACAACAAGAGAAACAGUACAAUAACAAUAAUGAAUCAUUCAAUGAAAAAGAUCUAAUGAUACGCGGUCAAUUUCAUGAACUGGCCAUAAAAAACCGCGAAACAUUUUUAAAUAUGGUGCAUAUGUUUGUCGAACGUGAUAAACAUCGUCGGCAUCAUGUGGAAUUCAUUUAUGCUGCACUCAAGCAUAUGGAAGAGUUUGGCGUUCAUCGUGACAUCGAAGUGUACAAAGAGAUUCUGAAUGUUAUGCCAAAGGGAAAAAUGAUAGCAACAAAUAUGUUUCAAGCGGAAUUUAUGCAUUAUCCAAAACAACAGGACUGUGCCACAUUUUUAUUGGAUCAAAUGGAAUACAAUGCCGUGAUGCCUGAUGUGGAAUUGGGAGAUUUAAUUCAAAAUAUUUUUGGACUUAGAAGUCAUCCGUACUAUAAAUACGGGCGUAUGAUGUAUUGGAUGCCAAAAUUUAAGCAUCUUUCACCAUAUCUAUUGCCCGAUCCCGUACCAGAAGAUCCACUUGAAUUGGCCAAAUUGGCGGUGCGACAAAUGUGCACCGUUGAUGUUGAGUCUGUCGUUGAUGUGCUCAAAACAGAACACGUCGAGAGCAGUUUGGAUAAGACAUGGAUUGUGAGCGGUCAAAGUCCGGAACAGAAAAAUCUAUUGGCAAAACAUUCAAUUGAAUCACCGCUAAAAGUAAAGGGUCCGUUUGCAAUUUGGCUUCGAAAUCGAUCGAUAAAGUACUUUACAUUAGUUGGAGACGCUGAACCCGAUGACAAAUUUGCACCCGAAGAAGAUGAAGAUGAUGUUAGCAAUAUGCCGUUACCGAAUUUUUUGAAAUUCAUGUCACCGAAAGAGACACAAGUUGAAGUACGAAAACCAAAUCGUUCAAUUCACCAACAAGACGACGGUACAAUUUAUGGAAUUUGUGCAACAGGAACAUCAACCAAAGACUCACUUUUAUCGUGGAUUCGACUGUUAGAAGUGAAUGGAAAUCCAAGUUUAGCGCACAUCCCAGUCUUAUUUACAUUUAGCACACCAGUUGAUGAUAGAGCAUUAGUUGUAUCAAAUAAUCAUGAAAAUGUUAACGCCAAGAAAUGAUUCGAAUGAUUCGUUUGUUUAUAGAAUGGAAAAAAUUGUCACAUUUUAAUAAAACAUUUAUUCAAAAUCACA
Messenger RNA from Contarinia nasturtii (swede midge), 1483 nucleotides. RefSeq names its product evolutionarily conserved signaling intermediate in Toll pathway, mitochondrial (gene ECSIT). The record is from RefSeq and is a predicted model, not a curated record. Gene Ontology annotation, cellular component: mitochondrion. The transcript is spliced from 3 exons. NCBI's taxonomy places the organism in Eukaryota, Metazoa, Arthropoda, Insecta, Diptera, Cecidomyiidae. Bases 143 to 1411 code for a protein of 422 amino acids.